GGGCCCAUCGCACCGGUCUCCCUCUCCCCUACCUCCUCCGUCCUCCGGAUCUUCUGCUCCUUCCCCCACUCGCGCUCAGGCUCGGUCCCAGGGAUCGGAGCGGCUCCCCCUCGGCGGCGUCCAGCGACGGAGGGACAGUCCCAGGCUCGGCGGCGGCGUCGGCGGCUCCCCCUCCCGCCUCUCGCCAGUCGCCUCGCGCCCUCGCUUCCGUCCUCCGCGCACCGGCCGGCAACCCUGCGUACGCACCUCCCUCUCCCCUCCCGCCUCUGCUGUACCGUGGGAGCCCGGCCAGCUGCCCAGGGUGGCCGGGCCUUGGCUCCGCCGGUGCUUGGAUUUUGCAACCUUGCCGAAAGAAGGGUCGGCUUCUACAAGGUGGAAGAUGAAGCCUGGAGGUUUCAACAUGAGGAAAAGCAUUGCCUGGAACCCUGCUUUUUUCACUGAAGAAGGUGUUUUGGAUAAUUCGGAGCUUUCUGUGCUUACUGGCUCCCAACUGAAGGCAAAUAGGAGCCCUGGUUCAGGGGCCAGUAGUAUAAUGUCCUCAUCGUGGCAGUCAGGGAGAUAUGGUAACACAUAUGUACGGAAGGAAGCCGCAGAGAAUUCACAUGGAAAAUUGCCUGCAAGAUAUCACAGGGCAGAAAGCCAGGGAAGGAAAUUGUUUUCUUCAGCAAAAACUCCUCAGAGGGACCAACAGAAAGAAUCUGCUGGAACACAAAACAGAAGCUCUGCAAGAAGCAUCCAAAUAUGCACACCAAGAGUACCAGCAGGAUCUAUGCAGAAGAAAGUACCAAACUCAUCUGCUUCUACAGCUCAGAUGUCAAGAAUACCAAAGCAAUCACGACCUUCUCCUCCUAAGGUCCCAAGAAGUACUUCAUCUGCGACAAACAGUUUGGAAUCACACAAAAAAAUAGCUCCAGUUAAAGCUGUGCUAGUUCAUAGAGUAACUGGAUUGCCUACUAGAUUGAAGAUCAAUUCUGUAUCUUCUGGACCUAGCAUAGAGAAGGAUGCGGUGAGUUAUAUAACUGAUGAUAUGAUGCCUGCUGUUACUGCCAUACGUGAAGAAGCCAGCGUUUCUGUGAAAUGCAAAAAAAAUCUAUCACACCCACAAAUUAAUCCAUCCAACCCCUUUGAUAGCACUGCGUCAAAAUUUGCUAAGCCAUCAGCACUUCGAAUGCCUUCACCUUCAGUUGGUUUUUUCAAUCAGGAAAAAGCGUUUGUGUCACACGGUGAUACUGCUAAAAGAAACGUGGGGAGGUGCUUCUCUUCAAAUACUUCAGUGCUUGAUAAACCUCCCAGAUACAGGCAGUCCGAGGAAAGCAGACCCCACCUAACAAAGCAGUUGUCAACCAAUUGCACUGCUGCUUCCACUCUUGUGCCACCUGUGACUAGAGAGAGCAAUCUCAAAUCUUUGGUGAUUCCAGAAAAGGAAUCAUUGUCAAAAGUUACUACUACAUACUUAGAAAAACCUGGAAAUAUAAAUAAUCAAGCAAGGCCAAAGGCUGAUUUCUCAUUGUCAGGAACUGGAGCUACUACUACUCCACAGCCGAUGAAUUUAGAAAAGAAUGAUGAUGCCGGAAAUAGUGUGCCAGUUGUGUACAAUGAGACAUCGCAUGUAGAAGGAAGGGGCAGUAUCAGAGAGAUUGAACCUCUUGAUAAUUCCAACUCUCUUGAAGCUAUUUGUUCCUCAACCACUGAACCUGUUGAGGAUUCGUUCCCUCUUCAAGCCAGUUAUUCCUCAACCAAACCUAUUGUAGGGAGUAAAUUGUCACCCUCUUGCAUUUCUUCUGAAGUAUGCUCCUCUAGUGAGCUUAGUUGUCAAGGCAAGUCAGACAGUGAUUCCAGUGCAGCAAUUGACUUGGAAAACUCUAAUGUUGGAGAGACUGCACUUGGAGCUUCUUUGUCGAAAGAUCAGUUGCCACAUUGUGGCAGUUUAAGAGAUGAAAUGCCAACCCUAGCUGACAGUCAUUCAGAUUUGAAUGAUUCUUCGUGUGAUGAAGCUAAACUUGCUUUGUCAGAAGAACCAAAUACUGAAGGUGACAUGGAGCUAGAAACAAACAGUACAUUAGAUGUAAAGGAAACUCUGUUGUUAGAUGUGGGGUGUGGGCAUAUUCACAAUUAUAGGACCACAGAUUGUUCUCCUAUGAAAUUGGAAGCGCCUACACCUUGUGUGGAAAGACAACAUGCUUUAUUAGUAGAACCAAAUAUUGAAGAAAAAAUGGUGCUUGACACAGACAGAUUGUCAGCUAUACAGGAUGCACCACAUAUAGAAAAGAACAAGGCACCAGACAGAUCAGCAAAUACAAUUCUUAAAGAUCAUCUGAAGAACUUGGUACCAUUUACAGAAGAAUGGCUUGCUGUAAUGGAGGCUCGUGGGCAGGAAGUUUUGGAACAAAAGACUGGUGCUGUGCAAAAUUCUCCUCCUGACAAAACAGCUCCAGAACCCAGUCCUUGGUCGCCGGUUAAACGGAAAGCGCAAGAUGUUGGACCAUUUGACUGUACCAAGUUCUCCAAAAACAUCCGAACCUCUGGUACCUGACUGCAGACCUUGGAAUCACAUUUAUCAUGGUACAGCCACGAUGAUAAGGUCAGGGCAUCCGAACAUCUGGUACCCUCGCUGCAUACGAUUGACCUUCACAUUCUAUCAUGGUGUAGCCACUGUGAUAAGUAAGGUCAGGGACUCCGAGCUGAACACGGAGUAAAUACCUGCCACUGAUUCUCAUUUUGAUCAACCUAACUGCAAUGUAGUUCAGCAGCCUUGUUGAUCUGCAUUUGUUCCCUCCCCUUUUUUUUUGCUAUUGUGAAAUACUGUUGAGAUCACGCCCCAAGCAAACACUUGGUAAACAAGGGAAAAAAAAAGGAGAGAGGUUCUUUUGUCUUUGUCUCAA
Molecule: messenger RNA, 2882 nt
Organism: Sorghum bicolor (sorghum)
Lineage: Eukaryota; Viridiplantae; Streptophyta; Magnoliopsida; Poales; Poaceae
Exons: 11
Coding region: 380-2533 (717 amino acids)
Molecular function (GO): microtubule binding
Source: RefSeq, a predicted model, not a curated record